AUGAGCAAUGAUCCAUCUGCUGUAUCGGAACUACCAGACAAGGACAGUCUUGAUAACGGUAUCAGCAAUGACAAUGAAAGGGCCAUGGGCGGCAAUGGCGAUGGCGGCGAUGGAUUACGAUUACCAAGGACCACUGGAACUUUGAACGUCAAUGCCUUACAAAAAGGCACUAAUGCUGCCCAUGAAGCUGGUGGAUACAAAUCCAUGGAUCCUGCGAAGAACGCGGAGACAACCAAUGAUGAUGACAAUAAUGUCGUUUCACUAGAUGAUCCUAUUCAAUUUACCCGAGUAUCUUCCUCCUCUGUCAUCAGUGGAAUGUCUUCAUCCAUGAGUCCUCAUUCUAACAUCGAUGAAACCAAAUCUCUAGAAGCAGUCACUCCAAACAUAAAUACCAGCAAUAUAACCCCGGAUCAUUCUGCUGACAACACAUUUUCUACCAUAAAUGCGUCCGAGUCAGAUCACCAGUUUAAUGACACUUUACUAUCAAAACUGUCGUUAACAGAUUCUACAGAAACUAUAGAAAAUAACGCGACAGUGAAGCACCAGCAGCCAGUUGCAUCUUCCACAGUAAACUCGAAUAAGAGCUCCACUGAUAUACGAAGGGCUACACCAGUGUCCACUCCCGUUAUCUCUAAACCAUCGAUGACAACCACGCCAAGACAGAUCAAUUCAGCUUCCCAUUCGCUUUCGAACCCUAAGCAUAAGCAACAUAAACCAAAAGUUAAACCGUCCAAGCCUGAAGCAAAAAGUAAACCGGUUUCUGUGAAAAAAAGCUUUCCUUCGAAAAAUCCUUUAAAAAACUCCUCUCCACCUAAAAAGCAAACAGAAAAAUCGUAUUAUUCUUCCUCUUCGAAAAAAAGGAAAAGCGGUUCAAAUAGUGGUACACUAAGAAUGAAAGAUGUCUUUACGUCCUUUGUACAGAAUAUAAAGAGAAAUUCUCAGGAUGAUAAAAGGGCCUCAUCGUCGUCCAAUAAUUCUUCCUCAUCUUCUAUAACCACCGCUUUGAGGAUAUCUACGCCAUACAAUGCCAAGCAUAUCCACCAUGUGGGCGUGGACUCCAAGACUGGUGAGUACACAGGUUUGCCGGAGGAAUGGGAAAAAUUGUUGACUUCUAGUGGUAUUUCCAAAAGAGAACAACAGCAAAACAUGCAAGCAGUCAUGGAUAUUGUCAAAUUCUAUCAGGAUGUCACGGAAACAAACGGUGAAGAUAAAAUGUUCAAGACUUUCAACACAACCACAGGAUUGCCGGGAAGUCCUCAAGUUUCAACACCGCCUGCAAACUCAUUCAAUAAAUUUCCUCCGUCGACAAGUGAUUCGCACAAUUACGGUUCCAGAACAGGUACACCAAUGUCCAAUCACGUCAUGUCUCCAACCUUAAAUACAGAUUCUAGUUCAGCAAACGGGAAAUUCAUACCAAGUAGACCGGCUCCUAAGCCCCCAUCUUCUGCGUCCGCUUCAGCUCCAAUUAUAAAAUCACCCGUCAUGAAUUCUGCCGCCAAUGUUUCGCCCUUGAAGCAGACUCAUGCACCUACAACUCCGAACAGGACCAGCCCAAACAGGUCCUCAAUAUCAAGAAAUGCCACUUUAAAAAAAGAGGAGCAGCCACUACCACCAAUACCUCCAACCAAAUCCAAAACGUCUCCAAUCAUCUCCACAGCUCACACACCACAGCAAGUUGCUCAAUCGCCAAAAGCGCCGGCGCAAGAGACGGUAACGACACCUACUUCGAAGCCAGCUCAAGCAAGAAGCUUGUCUAAAGAAUUAAAUGAGAAAAAGAGAGAGGAAAGGGAAAGACGUAAAAAACAACUAUAUGCCAAAUUGAACGAAAUUUGCUCAGACGGUGACCCAAGUACAAAAUAUGCCAAUUUAGUAAAAAUUGGUCAAGGUGCAUCAGGUGGUGUUUAUACUGCUUAUGAAAUAGGUACGAAUGUCUCAGUGGCCAUUAAGCAAAUGAAUCUCGAAAAGCAACCAAAAAAGGAGCUAAUCAUCAAUGAGAUUCUGGUCAUGAAGGGUAGCAAACACCCUAAUAUAGUUAAUUUCAUUGAUUCUUACGUUUUAAAAGGCGACCUUUGGGUCAUUAUGGAAUACAUGGAAGGUGGCUCCUUAACUGAUGUGGUCACCCAUUGUAUUUUGACAGAAGGUCAAAUUGGUGCCGUUUGUAGAGAAACUUUGAGUGGGUUGGAAUUUUUACAUUCUAAAGGUGUUCUUCACAGAGAUAUCAAAUCCGAUAACAUCCUAUUGUCCAUGGAAGGGGAUAUUAAGUUAACGGAUUUCGGUUUUUGCGCUCAAAUCAAUGAAUUGAACUUGAAAAGAACUACUAUGGUGGGAACGCCUUAUUGGAUGGCGCCUGAAGUGGUUUCUAGGAAAGAAUAUGGCCCAAAAGUAGAUAUCUGGUCGUUGGGUAUCAUGAUCAUUGAAAUGAUCGAGGGGGAGCCUCCAUAUUUAAAUGAAACCCCGCUAAGAGCACUGUAUUUAAUUGCUACAAAUGGUACACCCAAGUUAAAGGAACCCGAGAAUCUAUCGUCAAGCUUGAAAAAAUUCCUUGAUUGGUGUUUAUGUGUGGAGCCCGAAGAUAGAGCAAGCGCUACGGAAUUGCUUCAUGAUGAAUAUAUCACGGAGAUAGCUGAAGCCAAUUCCUCAUUGGCCCCGCUAGUCAAGUUAGCAAGAUUGAAGAAAGUAGCUGAGAACAUGGAUGCUGAUGAAGAUAAUGACGACGAUAACGACAACGAGCAUAUUAAUAAGACAAACAAUUGUGACGACAAUAACGAUAGCAAAGAAACCGUAAAUUUGGACGUAACUGAAGAUGAUAAACAAAAGUAA
Molecule: messenger RNA, 2820 nt
Organism: Saccharomyces cerevisiae S288C
Lineage: Eukaryota; Fungi; Ascomycota; Saccharomycetes; Saccharomycetales; Saccharomycetaceae
Gene: STE20
Product: mitogen-activated protein kinase kinase kinase kinase STE20
Exons: 1
Coding region: 1-2820 (939 amino acids)
Biological process (GO): chromatin remodeling; cellular response to osmotic stress; signal transduction involved in filamentous growth
Cellular component (GO): cytoplasm; nucleus
Molecular function (GO): protein kinase activity; protein serine/threonine kinase activity; protein serine kinase activity
Source: RefSeq, marked reviewed